Molecule: messenger RNA, 3912 nt
Organism: Jaminaea rosea
Lineage: Eukaryota; Fungi; Basidiomycota; Exobasidiomycetes; Microstromatales
Product: RecF/RecN/SMC protein
Exons: 2
Coding region: 152-3784 (1210 amino acids)
Biological process (GO): mitotic sister chromatid cohesion
Cellular component (GO): chromosome
Molecular function (GO): protein binding; double-stranded DNA binding; ATP binding
Source: RefSeq, a predicted model, not a curated record
CAAUCAUCACCUAAGUCGCCCAUAGUUACGCUACGCACGGUCUUCCGCAUUGCCAUUGCUAGCAACAAGCAUAGACGGGAGCUAGGAAAAGCGUAGACACCGCAGCGCCCACGCUCACGUCUAGACUGUGGGGCAUCGCCCUCUCGCCACGAUGCAUAUCAAAACCAUCACCAUCCAGGGCUUCAAGAGCUACCGCGACCAGGUAGCCGUCGACCCCUUCAGCCCUGGACUCAACGUCGUUGUCGGACGCAAUGGCUCAGGCAAGUCCAACUUCUUCUCUGCUAUCCGCUUCGUCCUCUCCGAUGCGUACACUUCCAUGUCGCGCGAGGAGCGCCAGGGCUUGCUGCACGACUCUUCUACGUCGACUUCUACCACUCUCUCCGCGUGCGUGGAGAUCGUCUUUGACAACACCGACGGGCGCUUUCCCACCAAUGGCGAAGAAGUCAUCCUGCGUCGAACAAUCGGUCUGAAGAAGGACGAGUACUCCAUUGACCGCCGCAGCGCAUCAAAGGCAGACAUCGCCAAUCUCCUUGAGGCGGCUGGCUUUUCGCGCGCCAAUCCUUACUACAUCGUGCCGCAAGGGCGUAUCACCCACUUGACCAACAUCAAGGACUCGGAGCGAUUGAAUCUACUCAAGGAGGUGGCGGGUACGCGCGUCUACGAGACGAGGCGCGCAGAGUCGCUCAAGUUGAUGAAUGAUACCGACUCGAAGCGGACGAAGAUCGAGGACCUGCUUAAAUACAUCGAGGAGAGACUGGCAGAGCUGGAUGAGGAGAGGGAAGAGCUCAAGAACUACUACGAUCAGGACAAGGAACGACGCUGCCUCGAGUAUGCCAUCUAUCAACGCGAGCUAGGGGAAGUGCAGGGCCUGCUCGAAGAGCUCGAGGUGCAUCGCAACACAGACGCAGAGACUUCGACUGCUCGCCGUGCCGAGUUCCAAGACCGCGACCGCACUCUGGCGCGUAUCGAGCUCGCCUUGACCGAGAAAAAGCAGGCCCAGGCUCAGCAGCAGCUCGAAAAGGAAACUCUCGUGGAGGAAGGGCGAGAGCUCGCACGGUCGCUAGCUCAGCUCGACGCGCAGGUCAAGGACGACGAAGAGAGCAGCGACCGCAUCGAGGAGCGUCGCGCGUCACUGCAGGCCAGGCUGGACGAGGUAGAACAAGAGAUCAGCGAGAAGGAAGGCGAGCUCAUGAGUGUCGUGCCGGAGUGGGAAGAGAAGACCGCAAGCCUUGAGGAGAUCCGUCAAUCGUUGUCCGAAGUGAAGUCUCGCCUUGCCAUUCUCAUGGCCAAGGGGGGUCGCUCAGCUCAGUUCGCAACUCAAGCCGAGCGAGAUGCAGCGCUGCGUGACCAGGUCGAGCAGCUGCAAGCCGUCGAGAAGACGCAAACGGACCGCUCUGCCGAUGUCGACGCGACGAGGGCCGACAUUCGCCGCAAGCUCAGCGAGGUUGAGAAGACGAUGCAGGCUCGCCAGGACCAGCUCGAGGAGCGUCGCAGGACAAAGGAGCAGUCGAGCACGGUCUGGAGCGAGAAGAAGGCUCGUCGCGAGGAGCUGUCAGAGAAGAAGAAGGAGCUGUGGAAGGACGAGACGAAGCUGUCCUCGAGCGUCGCCUUUGCUCGUGAGCAGCUCAAUGAAGCACAGAGGGCGCUGGGUGGCAUGAUGGACAAGGCCACCGCCAACGGCCUUCAAGCUGUCGAGCGCAUUGCGAAGCAGCAGAACCUGGCUGGCGUCUAUGGUCCGCUUUAUCAGCUCUUCAGCGUUGACUCGGUGUACCAGACUGCGGCCGAGGUCACCGGCGGCAACUCGCUCUUCCACGUCGUAGUCGAUACCGACGAGACGGCAAGCAAGGUUCUGGAGGUCAUGAACCGCGAAAAGUCAGGGCGCGUAACCUUUAUGCCUCUCAACCGACUCAACCCCAAGGACCAAUCAUACCCAAACGACGAAGAAGCUGUUCCGCUCCUGAACAAGCUCAAGUUCAACGCACGCCACGCGAACGCCAUGAAGCAGGUCUUCGGCAAGAUGCUCGUCUGCCCGAAUCUCGACCUCGCUGGCCUCUACGUUCGCAGUCACGGCCUCAACGCCAUCACGCUCGAGGGAGACAAGGUCGAGAAGCGCGGUGCGCUCACUGGUGGAUACCACGACCCUCGCCGCUCUCGCCUCGACACAAUUCGCCAGGUCAAGCGAUGGCGUGAAGCCCUUGACAAGGACAGCGCACAACUCGAGCAGAUCAAGCGCUCCACGCUCGAGAUGGAGCAGGAGAUCAAUACGCUCACCGGCGAGCUCCAGACGCUCGAGGCUCGCAUUGCGCAAGCGUCCAACAGCCGUGGGCCUCUCCUCGAGGAGCUGCAGUGGCUUCGCAGCGAGGAAGUCGAUGUACGCGGGCAGCUGGCAGCCGCUGAGCGUGAACAUGCCACGAUUCAGCGAGACCUGCGAGCAGCCAAGACGGAGAGAGAGGCCCUCGAGGAGGAGAUCGAGACGCCGAUGCAGCAAGGCUUGUCAGCAGACGAGCAGAGCGAGCGCAUCGACCUGCAGUCGCGAGAGGACGACCUGACGAAGCAGGCAAACGAGCUCUCUGCGCGCGUGGCUGAGCUUACUACCAACAAGAACUCGUUGCAGAUCGACAUCGAUGAGCUCCUCAAGCGCGAGCGUGACAGUCUCAGCGGACAGCUCGAGGAUAUUGGGGAAAACCUCGUAGGCUCAGCUCCCGCCGGCGGCAGCAAUGCCGAUGCUCGCCGUGGCGAGCUAGACCGUAUUCGCCAACAACGGGACGACCGCAAGGCUCGCGUCAACGAGCUGGAGGCCGAGCUCGAGUCCCUGACGAAGGAGGUGGCCAAGAUUCAAGAAGAGCACGACGCUGUCCAUGCCUCUCAGCUUGAGACUGCGCGUCAGAUCGAGAAACACCAGAAGAGCAUUGAUCGCUACAUCUCGAAGCGCAGUCGCCUGCAAGAGCAGAAGGACAAGGCCAAUGCCCAUAUUCGUGACCUAGGCGUGCUGCCGGAGGAGGCAUAUGAGAAGUACACGAACUUCGAGUCCAAGUCCAACUCGAUGGAUCGACUGAUCAAGCGAUUGCACAAGGUUAACGAGGCACUGAAGGAGUUCUCGGGAGUCAACAAGAAGGCCGUCGAGCAGUACAACAACUUCACCAAGCAGCGCGACCAGUUGACGCAAAGACAAGCGGAGCUGGAGAAGUCGGCUGACUCUAUCCAAGAGCUGAUCGAGGUGCUCGACCAACGCAAGGACGAGGCCAUUGAGCGCACCUUCAAGCAAGUCAGCAAGAACUUCGAGGAGGUCUUCGCGCGAUUGGUGCCCGCUGGGCGUGGGCGCUUGAUCAUGCAAAAGCGCAUCGAGCGGGCUGGCGGCGAAGACGACGACGAGGACGACGACGAGGAGCGCUCUGGCAUCGACAACUAUGCGGGCGUUUCAAUCAAGGUCUCCUUCAACUCCAAGUCGGACGAAGGGCUCCGGAUCCAACAGCUCUCCGGCGGCCAGAAGUCUCUCGUAGCCCUCGCCACCGUCUUCGCCAUCCAAAAAUGCGACCCAGCCCCCUUCUACCUCUUCGACGAGAUCGACGCCAACCUCGAUGCGCAGUACCGUACCGCGGUGGCGGCUAUGAUCUCCGAGCUGAGCGAUACGGCGCAAUUCAUUACCACGACGUUCAGGGGCGAGAUGGUGCAGGUCGCGAGCAAGCAUUAUGGUGUGACGUUCGAUGCCAGUAAGGUGUCGAAUAUCAGGACUAUCGAGUUGGACGAUGCGGUCAACUUCGUCGAGGCUGCUGCUGCUGUGUGAGGGCCGCGGCCUCAGCUGAACACCACGAUGACCAUCUAGCUUCGCUCCUUAGCUCUUCUUUUUCCUGCCUGUACUUGUACGCUUCUCGUUUGCCUCAAUCUACAAUGUCAAAGCUUCAGUCACGCUCG